AUGCCCUCACUCUCCUCGCUGGAACGGGCUUGCCCGCCGUCGCGUCGACGCUCGUGCCUGGCCUGCACCAAGGCCAAGAGGCGCUGCGACAACACACUGCCGGCAUGUGUGCGCUGCCGCCGGCGCGGUGUCGAGUGUCUCUAUCCCGUCCGACAACCCGAUCCGAGCCCGGCACAGCAAGGCCAGACGGCCACGAAGUCGUCGACGACCAGCGAUGGCGCAUACACCUUUCUGCCCUUGCAGCCCUGUGACCUUCUGCUAGACACUGCAGAGCCACCGAGCUGUGGUUCGACAGCCUCGCCGUUCCACAGUCUAUCACAAGCCUAUGUUGACACCGCAACCGUCUUUGACUUUGUCUCCCACGCUCACGACGUCAGCAUUCAUGAUGCCGACAAGGCCGACCACACCGACAACGUCGCCGGUGGUCAACUCAGCCUGAUACCAGCACCACCUCUGCCCCUGUCGGCGCCGCUUGCCGCAGCCGACUGGAACUAUGUCUCGCGUAUUAUCGCAUCGCACCUCGGCCAUGCCAUGGACAUUAUCCGCGACGCGCCGCGCCUGUUCGUGCUUGAGAACCGCCUGCCCUGGAGCCACCCACGGCUGUACCGCGACGGCAUGCCGCGAGCCAUGGAGGACGCUCUGUCGAGCUGUGCGCUCUACCAGGCCAAGAACAGCGUCAACACGUCCGUUGUGCUGCGCACCAUUGACCGCCGCCUGCACGACCUGCUGGCGGCACCCGAGCCCACGAGCCCUUUGGAGUGCAUCGCCAAGACCCAGGCGCUGCUGCUGUACAACAUUAUCGGCAUCUUCGACACGGACAUCAACGCGCGCGCCACCGUCGAAAAUACACAGCCUCUUCUGCGGCGCGCCGCCCGCCGCUUGCUGUCCUUUAUCACGUUUGACGCUCUGCAGGACGCCCCCGAUGAGGCUGCCCUGGUAUUGUCGGCCCACGCGUUUUGGGACUCGUGGGUCCUCAUGGAGUCGGCGCGCCGCACAUUCUUGAUUUCCCUGUACUUUAUGCACCUCUACAGCGUCGUUGUCGGCUCGCCGCUGCGCACGUGCGACGAGCGCAAGUACCUCAACCGCUACUGGACCAUUUCGGCGUCGCUGUGGCAUGCCAGCUGCCCGCUCGACUUUGCCCGUGCCUGGCGCGCGAACCGCUUCUUUUUGGCGCGCAUCGGCAAUUUCGACCAGUUGCUGGCCGAGGCCCGCGCCGAGGACAUUGACGAUUUCAGUCGCAUCUUUCUGAGCAGUUUGAUGGGCAUCGACGACUUUAGCAGAUGGAUGGCGUCGCGGGAUCCUGUGGAGGUGUGA
Molecule: messenger RNA, 1314 nt
Organism: Sporothrix brasiliensis 5110
Lineage: Eukaryota; Fungi; Ascomycota; Sordariomycetes; Ophiostomatales; Ophiostomataceae
Exons: 1
Coding region: 1-1314 (437 amino acids)
Biological process (GO): regulation of DNA-templated transcription
Molecular function (GO): zinc ion binding; DNA-binding transcription factor activity, RNA polymerase II-specific
Source: RefSeq, a predicted model, not a curated record